Gasterosteus aculeatus aculeatus (three-spined stickleback) is the source of this 2514-nucleotide messenger RNA. The record is from RefSeq and is a predicted model, not a curated record. NCBI's taxonomy places the organism in Eukaryota, Metazoa, Chordata, Actinopteri, Perciformes, Gasterosteidae.
CGCGUGUGUUCUCGCGAGAUCUGGCCAACAGCGCCCCCUUGUUUGUGUGUAAACGCAGCGGGACCGAGGGACACUGCGCGGCUAACGAUAGCACGGCACACAAACAGGGAUUUAAUUCACGUUCGCUGUCCGCCGACACUCAGGGGGGCUUUCAAACGCCGCGGCAGGACGUCGUUUUGCCUCCGCCAACCUCCAGCUCUUCCCGCCGAGGCGAGCGGCGACGACUGCGCGCGUCCCGCUAAUCCCGAGCAGGGGGAGACGCGGCCUGCUUCUGUAGCGGGCUUUCCGGUGCGUCUAAGGCGGGCAACGCUGUCACCAGAGCCCGGGGCUUCCGCUGGGUUGUUUCUAUUCACACACGCAGAAGCGGCGGAGCUUUGACGUUGUUCGUGUUUCCGGAACUUAAACCUCCCCGCCGCUCAUUUGUGUUCUUAUCGGCGAGCUGCUUUCCGCGUUUCUCUGCCGACAAGAUUAUUUUAAAGCCGCUGCGGCCUGUUUUGUUUCCCCGGAUCCGCAGACGUGAAAACCCUCCGCGGGACAAUAACACCCGUAAACGAGCCCGAUGGGGCCGCUGUGCCCGGUCGCGACGGGACGCACGGAAGCCCCGGUGCGGGGAGACGAUACCCGCGCCGCGUGACACCGCCGUGUGAUACCGGGACGAGCGAUGGCUGCGGACUACGGAAGUAUCGCGGGGGAGACCGCUGCAACCCGGACCACUCUGUCUCGGACGCCGCUGUUUUGAUGCUGCUAGCCGGGCAGCCACCCAGUGAGGAUUGUAUGGAACCAAGCCGAACCGACCCGCAGGUACCGACGGACGGAUUGAAUGUGAUUCGGGGAUGAGUAACACCGACCGCACCAGGCGCAAGCUGGUUGACAUGUUGGAUCUACCGACCCGGGACCGACGCCGUUACACCUCCAUCUAUGCCAGACUCCAUUGAGAAAAACACUGAAUUAGCGCGUUUUUUUUAACGUAUUAGUACAUCUUAACCCGACCGGAAACCCCCGAAUUUGGAGCCCCCGGUACAGGCAGCGGAGAUGAACCCGGUGAAUGCGACCUCUCUCUACGUGUCCGCGAGCCGCUCGGUGCUGCAGUGCGACCCCCGAGACCCCCGGGCCCUCGCGGAGCUCUGCAAGCUGCUGCCGUUUUUCCGCCAGUCCGUGUCCUGCCUGGUCUGCGGUAACCUGCUGCGGGACCCCAUCGCCCCCACCGACUCGUCAUGCCAGCACUACGUGUGUCGGGGCUGUAAGGGUCAGAGGAUGCAGCUGAAGCCGUCCUGCAGCUGGUGCAAGGACUAUUCCCGCUUCGAGGAGAACCGGCAGCUCUCCCUGCUGGUCCACUGCUACAGGAAGCUGUGUCUCUACAUCACGCAGUCGCCGCUCGCCCCGCACAUAGCCAGCGCCGCCGGCCACUCGCCGGAGCUCCGGGCCGUCCUCAACGAGGGCCUCUCGUUGGCCGAGAGCGAGCCGGGGGCCGCGGACGGCGAGGACGCGGCGGCCAAGGACCUGAAGGCGGAGCCGCCGAGCCCCGUCGGCGUGAACGGGCUGCACGGCUGUAACGGCCUGGCCGGCCCGGACGCUCUGCAGCGCGUCGCCGUGGAGACGGGCGGGGGCGUGGCCGAGCAGGAGAGCUUUUCGGAGGAGAUCCCGCAGUGUGUGAGCGUCAGGGGGCCGGGGGAGGCGGGGCUUUGCGACAUUGCUUCUUUCGGGGACGACUUGAAACACGGCGGGGGGGCGUUGUUGUUGAGCGUGGAGGAGGUGCUCAGGACUCUGGAGACGGGCGCCGACCCCGAUUCGACCCCCCAGCUCAACGGACCUCACUUUCCCCCUGACUCCCCCCUCUUCGCCUCCCUCCCCCGAGGGAACAGCCCUCGCCCCCUCCCUCACCAGCAGCCCUCGCAGCAGCCUCCCCCUCCCUGCACGGUCGUCCCCCACGCCCCCCCUCGCUACCACCGCAAGCGCUCCCGCUCCGAAAGCGACAGUGAGAAGCUGCAGCCCCUCCCCAUCUCCACCCUCCUGCAGGGGCCUCCCCUCGCUGCCAACAGCUCCCCCCACCACCCGAACCCCGGAGCCCCCACCGAGCAGGAGCCCAAGUUCCCCGCUGCCACGGCCCGCCCCCACCCCCACCCGGCCCCGGUGCCCAACGGGGGCCCCCCCAAGGUGGGAAAGACCGUGCUGGUCUCCAACAAAGCGCUGAAAAAGACAGUGGAGCACCACGGGGCCCCCAAGAAGGCCUACACCAAGGCCCGGCAAGGGACCCCCAAGCCCCGCACGCAACCCCGAGACAGAAUGCCCCCCCACGCACACCCCCACCCGCUGAUGCACCCGCCCAGCCCCUCGAAGCCACUGUACAAAAAGCCCGUGGAGAAAAAGGGCUGCAAGUGCGGGCGAGCCACGCAGAACCCCUCGGUGUUGACCUGCAGGGGGCAGCGCUGCCCCUGCUACUCCAACCGCAAGGUCAGUGUUUCUAACCCUCGGGACCAAACCUCCUAGUUGAUGUACAGGAGACCAAAAAUAUCU